This is a messenger RNA of Sparassis crispa, 1479 nucleotides long. RefSeq lists its product with no specific name. The transcript has 8 exons. Gene Ontology annotation, molecular function: zinc ion binding; RNA binding. Bases 1 to 1479 code for a protein of 492 amino acids. The record is from RefSeq and is a predicted model, not a curated record. Gene Ontology annotation, cellular component: ASAP complex; cytoplasm; nucleoplasm. Gene Ontology annotation, biological process: mRNA splicing, via spliceosome. Lineage: Eukaryota; Fungi; Basidiomycota; Agaricomycetes; Polyporales; Sparassidaceae.
AUGGCUGCUUCUCCUCUAACGACCGACGGUCCUAACGCGCAGCCUCCAGCAGAAAAAUGGAACAGCAUGGACGUGGACCCUGUGAUGGGUGAUACAGGCGACGCUGGCAACACCAUUAUACCUGGAGAUGAGCGUCACGGCGCUCCAGUACAUGGUUCAGACAAUCCAGACUACGCGCGUGCAAGCUCUGCGGUGGGCGACGGUACGGACGCCUCUGGUAAUAAGUCUGAGGCGGGCUUUCGCGGCGAAAAACAGGUCAAGCCGAACAAAGUCUACAUUGGUGGUCUGCCAGAGCAUACUCGCAAGGAGGAUCUAGAGAGUUGCUUUGGUAAAAUCGGCAACAUUGUUAACAUCGAGUUGAAAGUCGGCUACGGGUUUGUAGAAUUCGACAACCGUGAAGCUGCGGAAGAGAGUGUGGCGAAAUAUCAUGAGGGAUACUUCAUGGGCAACAAAAUUCGUGUCGAGCUUUCUCAUGGAGGAGGAAGAACUGCUAAAUAUAGUGGUGACCCUGGUGCAUGUUUCAAGUGCGGUCAAAUGGGCCAUUGGGCAAGAGAGUGCCCCAAUCAUGCCUCAAACGGCCAUCGCCGUGUGAGCCAUACAAGUGAUGCUCCCCUUAUUGAUCGUAUUCAGCCACCAAGAGAUUAUCCGCCACCCCCAAGAGACUACCCACCUUACCGUGAUGAUUACGGCCGGUAUCCGCCUCCUCGAGACGUACGCUAUCCGUACGAGUAUCCCCCGCCCCCUCCUGGACGUGACUACAGACGACCACCAUCCCCUCACAGAGAGUAUCGUGACUACCCUCCGGCUCCUCCUGUUCGCGCAACUCGUGAGUAUGAUGACUACAGACUGAGAGGCCCUCCCCCUCCGCCUCCGCCGCCGCCUAUACCUCCUCCUCGUUAUGAGUCUCGUCCAGGCUAUUAUCCACCCGAAGGUGAUGCGGCGCCUCCCGGCUAUCCUCCACGAUACGGCCCUCCGCCGCCACGCGACUACUAUGACCGCUAUGAAAGGCGACCUGGACCACCUGAGAGGUACGGUUCUUACCCUCCGCCACCUGUUGUGCGACCUCGAACACCACCUGGUGGUCCUCCCUCUAGGGCGCGAGAGGAAUUCGACCGACCACCUGCUCGUGAUUAUGUUGCUCCACCGGAACUCCGCACCCGACCGGCUAGUCCACCUGCUUCACGGUAUCCCGACUAUCCGACUCGCACUGCCACCACGGAUGCUCCUGCGCGGUACAGACGACGGUCUCAAAGCCCUCCACCUCGGGCGGCCUCCGGCGCGUACGAAUCGGCGGGCUACCAACCUGGGGCAGGUGGUGCUUCUUACACUGGCGGCUCUUCUGGUGGCUUCGCGGGCAAUGGUUACCCUAGCAGUGCUCCUGGCGGUGCUCCUCCUCGUAGUGCGGGCACUGGCAGAGACUAUCCUUCGCGACCUCCGCGCGAAUCCGGAGAACCUAGCGGAAGCUACAGGAGGCCGUAA